AUGGGGCGCCGAUCAAUAAAUACCACUAAGAGUGGUAAAUACAUGAAUCCCACGGAUCAAGCAAGAAAAGAGGCAAGGAAAAAAGAAUUAAAAAAGAACAAACGGCAGAGACAGAUGGUGAGAGCCGCUGUACUUAAGAUGAAAGAUCCAACACAAAUCUUAGAGGAGUUGCAGAAAAUUGAUGAAAUGGAAUACAAUGUGUUGCAACCAUCGCCUCUGAACGAAAAAGUGUUAAAAGAGAAAAGAAAGAAAUUAAGAGAAACCUUUGAUAGAGUUCUCAAGAUGUAUGACAAAGAUGAUCCGGAAAAAUGGGUAGACCUCAAGCGUCAGGAAAUGGAGUAUGAGAAAAGGAAAGCACAUUUAAUAUCUUAUUAUGAAUCUGUGAAGCAUGCACAGUCAGUCCAAGUAGAUGAUAUACCAUUGCCAACUUUACAAGUUCCAGACAACUUAAUAUUUAGCAAUGUACCUUCACAAAUACCGUUACCAGUGGAUGCGGUGUUGCCAGUCGCUGUUAAACCUAUACUGAAAAAGGAUUCGGCGUACAAAGAGAAGCCAGUCGGUCUAGAACCGCCCGGCGUGCCACCAGGUCCGCCAUGUGACUUCGAGAUCCUGGUGCUGGAGAAAGAGAAGAUGUAUAAGAAAGACAAAGCUGCGGCCGCCCCUCCACCCGUCGUUACCAAUAACAAGGUGCUCAGGUUCUCCGAUAUGCCUGAUGAAGGACCUCCGGGUGAAUGUGCACCACUACCAAAGGUCCAAGUACUAAAACCACCUAUACCAGAGAAUAUUGACGGCGAGGUAGUGGAUGAGGAGCCAGUAACUCCUGCAGCCGCGGCCGCCGCAGCGACGCAGGCGCCCAAACCGACCUCCUUGCAACAACGCAUGCUGGCACUCUCCGGACAAAACAUUGACGACUUCAUGAAGGAGAUGGAAGAGGUGCACAGGAAGAGGGAACGGGAUAGAGCUGCUGAUCUUAAUGCUAGAUUAAGCGCCCUAAAGCGUACAGGCGGCGGUCGCGACAGUGACUCAGACUCGGACACGGAGGGUCCGCCCCCGCAGCACGUGCCGCACCCCGGCCCGCCUGACUUCACGCUGGAACCACCCGGCGCCGAGCUGAGACAGAUGCCGCCGCCAUUGUUACCGCCGGGUCUCCGUCCGCCGCCUCUCCGCGCUCCCCUAGCGCCCCCAAUGCGUCUAGUUCCCCCUGGACCACCGCCCGGCCCUCCUGGACCUCCACCUGGACCACCAGGUCCACCUGCAGGUCUUCCCAGUUUGCCCCGUGGCAUGCUCCGUCCGCCAGGCCCGCCGCCCGGCGCGCCGCCCCGCCUGCUGCGUCCGCUGGUGCCGCCGCCGCCUCCCAAGCCACAUCCACAGCUGUCUGUAUUGUCUGCCGCUCCACAACUGAUCACGAAGAAGGAUGCUCAGCAAGGAGCAACAAUCAGUGCCAAACCCCAGAUAAGGAAUUUGUCAGCUGACGUUACAAGAUUCGUGCCAUCAGCUUUACGAGUCAAAAGAGAAGACAAAAAGGUUAAGCCUGGACUCAAAUCUGGAACCAUUCAACGGCAGGCGGACAUGCCCAAACAACUGCCGAGCAAGGACGAUGCUUAUAUGCAGUUUAUGAAAGAAAUGGAAGGACUAUUGUAG
Molecule: messenger RNA, 1641 nt
Organism: Spodoptera littoralis (African cotton leafworm)
Lineage: Eukaryota; Metazoa; Arthropoda; Insecta; Lepidoptera; Noctuidae
Source: the annotation of a GenBank genome assembly